CCUCCUAUUUAACCAGACCGCCGCCCUCCCCUUCUCAAGGUUCUGGUAUUUUUGGACCUUGCACAUCUCUGGUGGCGAGAUGGUGAUGGCGAUGACGGUCGAUGUAGAUGAGAAGGUGCCACAGCCGCCUGCGAAUAACGCCGCCCACGCGGAUGCGGAGAAGAAGGAUAGUGCAGUGCGGGGGGACUCUCACUCUCGCACUGGCCAUGUCAUCGAUAAUGGACCUGACAGUCAGGGUUCGGGGAGUGACUGUGCUGGCCGCCAAGUUGAAAGGUGGAACUAUCCACGCUCUAAUAUUUACAAGACCCUCGCGACAUUCUGGGCAUUUCUUGUCAUGGGCGCGAAUGACUCGGCUUAUGGACCCCUCAUCCCCUAUCUCGAGGAACACUACAACCUCUCCUACACAACCGUCUCACUGGUUUUCCUCUCUCCAAUAGGCGGAUACACCCUCGCUGCACUAACAAACAACAUCCUACACCUCCGGUUCGGACGCCGUGGAAUCGCAAUCCUCAGCCCAGGCUGCCAUCUAAUCGCGUACAUCGUCAACUGCCUGCAUCCGCCGUAUCCAGUCCUCGUGGUCUCGUUCAUCUUCGCGGGCCUUGGAAAUGGACUCGCGGACUCGGCCUGGAAUGCCUGGAUCGGGAACAUGGCGGAUUCAAACCAGGUUCUCGGGCUCCUGCAUGGGUGGUAUGGAUUGGGUGCCGUCCUUGCGCCGCUUGUUGCCACGAGUUUGAUCACAGAGGCGAAAGUGGGAUGGUGGUAUUUUUAUUAUAUCAUGGUCGCAUGCGCCGCAAUAGAAGUAGGAACCUGCAUCUGGACCUUCUGGGAUUCCGACGCAGCCUCUUUUAGGGCCGAAACCGAAGCCCUAAACUCCAGCGAUGACGGUGGGGUGCGGCGCGCGCUUUUUGAUCGCCGCUACGCGCGCGUAACCUGGCUCCUGGCCUUUUUUCUCUUGAUCUACGUCGGUCAAGAAGUUGCAAUCGGGGGCUGGGUAGUGACGUUUCUAAUGCGGGUGCGUGAUGGUGGUGAUUUUGCAUCUGGAAUGGGGGCGACGGGGUACUGGUUGGGGAUUACAUUUGGCCGCGUGGUGCUGGGAUUCAUCACGCCCAAGAUCGGCGAGAAGACAGCUAUUGUUAUCUACAACAUCCUCGCCAUAGUAUUCGCCCUGAUCUUCUGGCUCGUCCCAAACUUCUACGCCUCCGUGAUCGCCGUCUCAAUCCAGGGCUUCUUCCUCGGCCCCAUGUUCCCCGGCGCCGUGGUGGUAGCCACCCGCCUCCUGCCCCGGUCUAUGCACGUCAGCGCAAUCGGCUUCGCAGCAGCGUUUGGAGCCUCCGGAGCUGCUGUUCUUCCGUUCGCGGUCGGAGCUAUUGCGCAGGCGAAGGGGGUUGAGGUGUUGCAGCCCUUUAUUGUUGGGUUGGGUGCGGGGAUUACGUUGCUUUGGUGUGCUUUGCCGAGGAUGCCGAAGAGGGGGGUUGAAAGUGAGGACGAGGAGGGGCGACAGCAGCAACAGCAGCAGCAGCAGCAUGAUGAACAGGCCGGCAGGGAGAGGAUUCGAGAGGGCGAGGAGGUAUAG
Aspergillus calidoustus is the source of this 1573-nucleotide messenger RNA. The record is from the annotation of a GenBank genome assembly. NCBI's taxonomy places the organism in Eukaryota, Fungi, Ascomycota, Eurotiomycetes, Eurotiales, Aspergillaceae.